Molecule: messenger RNA, 1508 nt
Organism: Hymenoscyphus albidus
Lineage: Eukaryota; Fungi; Ascomycota; Leotiomycetes; Helotiales; Helotiaceae
Source: the annotation of a GenBank genome assembly
CGCGCAUCAACAUCAAACACCAGGUUCUCUACGACUUCGCGCACCAACCGCAUCCCAAUCGAACCCGUGUAAAUCGGCGCCAGAAGUAACUGCUAACAUUAAAAUAUGCCACCAUACGACAGCGAUUCCGAGGAGGAAGAAGGCGCAGAAGAGGGGUACACGGAAACGAACGUCUUACUUGGAUACGCGGAUGAGGAGCCGGGGGACGAUGUGAUUAGUUAUCUGGGGGGCAGUCCUGUGAGUUGCCCUUCUAAUAUUGGUCUUAUGUUUAGGUUUUCUGGCCCUUUACUGAUUGCAUGCCUGGUGAUUAGACGUGGUUAGACCCCUCGAACCCACCUUCGGCGUCGCUGGCCAAAUGCAAGGUCUGCAGUUCGUUCCUUGUAUUGUUGUUGCAGCUGAAUGCCGAUCUACCCGAGAGGCUCCCUGGGAAGGAGAGGAGGCUUUAUAUUCUUGGGUGUAGGAAUAAGGGGUGUAGGAGGAAGGAGGGGAGUGUGAGGGUUUUGAGGGGGAGUCGGGGGUUUGUUGGUGCUGGCGUGAGUGAGAGAGAAAGGGAAAAGGAGAGUGAAAAUGGGGAUAAGAAGGUGGAGGUCGUGGAGGAGAAACCGAGGAUCAAUAUUGGGGAAACGCUUUUUGGGACGAAGGGGAAGGAAGGAGGGGCAGUGGAGAAUCCAUUCUCAAUGGGAGGUUCGAGUGGAGGGGCGAAGGAAAAUCCAUUCUCGACGGGUACGAGUAAAGCUUCGAAUCCGUUCUCAACUCCCUCUUCGGCGGCGACACAGAAUCCUUUCGCUGCGAAAAAAACGAUACCUUCAAAUACAACCCCACCAAAACCGGCAUCCUCCUCAGAUACCGCCUCCCUCCCCCAAACAUUCGCCAAAGCCCUCUCCUUAAAUAAUCCCCAAUCUACAUACGGGCCCCCACCAAUUCCCGAACCCUGGCCUACAGAUUCCAAAUCCUACCCAACGCCCUAUCUAAAACUCUACCUCGUAGACGCCGACUACGAAAUCCUCGACAAACAACCCCUAGACAAAAUGGAGAUCCCCGAAGUAAUGGACAUUGACGAAGGCUCCGGCUCCGGUUCAGGCGGCGGAAAAGAAGACAAAGAAGUCUUCGAAAGCACCAUCGACCGGCAAUUCCAAAAGUUCGCAGAUCGCGUGGGAUAUAAUCCCGAACAGGUCUUACGGUAUGAAUACGCUGGUGCACCUUUGCUUUAUUCCACCACAGACGCGGUAGGGAAACUUCUUUCGGGGGGUGGGAAUGAGAAGGUGAAGAGUGCGGGGGGGAUUCCGAGGUGUGGGGGUUGUGGGGGGAAGAGGGAGUUUGAGUGUCAGCUUACGCCGCAUGCUAUUAUGGAGUUGGAGAGGGAUGAGGAGGGAUUGGAUGGGAUGGAGUGGGGGACUAUACUUGUGGGGGUUUGCGCGGGGGAUUGUGUGGCGAGUUAUGUUGGGAAAGGGGAGGUUGGGUGGAUGGAGGAGUGGGUUGGGGUUCAGUGGGAGGAUGCUGGGCGGUGA